Molecule: messenger RNA, 1099 nt
Organism: Papaver somniferum (opium poppy)
Lineage: Eukaryota; Viridiplantae; Streptophyta; Magnoliopsida; Ranunculales; Papaveraceae
Product: transcription factor MYB8-like
Exons: 3
Coding region: 57-890 (277 amino acids)
Source: RefSeq, a predicted model, not a curated record
UAAACAAAGAGAAGUUUAGUGUUGCUUCUCACUCACUCAAACUUUGGAGAGUGAAAAUGGGUAGAAGUCCUUGCUGUUCUAAGGAAGGUUUGAACAGAGGAGCUUGGACUGCUACUGAAGACAAGAUACUCUCUGAUUACAUUAAAAAAAAUGGUGAAGGAGGUUGGAGAAAUCUUCCCACCAAAGCUGGUCUAAAGAGAUGUGGGAAGAGUUGCCGCCUACGUUGGUUGAAUUACUUGAGACCUGAUAUUAAGAGAGGAAAUAUUUCUAGUGAUGAAGAAGAACUCAUCAUUAGACUUCAUAAGCUCUUAGGAAACAGAUGGUCUCUAAUAGCAGGAAGGCUACCGGGAAGAACAGAUAAUGAAAUCAAGAACUAUUGGAAUACUAAUUUAGCUAAGAAGAUUCAAAACCAUUCAGCUUCAAGUUCAACUCGAAAGAGCCCCAUUAAGUCUAAAGAGAAGAAAAGAACAUCUGUUGAAACACGAACAUCGAAGCCGAAGAUUAAAUCAUCAACUGUUGUGAAGACGAAAGCACUUAGGUGUACCAAGCUAUUCUUCAGUCCUACUCCACAAGCACAAAUUGUAGAAAACCGUGACAAAAUUAGAGGAUCCACUGACCACUGUACGGAGAUGAAAUUGGAGUCUGCAAACGGGUUUCCGGCGUGUUCACUUAGAGGAAAGAACUUGUUUCAAAACUAUGAAAUGGGUUUCAAUAAUGAUACUGAAAGCUGUUACUUGUCUGAAUUCUCUCAACUAAGCAGUUUUGGUGGUGGAAAAAUGGAGGAUUUCUCUUCACCAAGUUCGGAUGAAUCGUUGGUUUUACUUGAUGAAAUGCUGCAAAGUUGGACAGGAAAUGAAUAUUGCAUUCAAGAAGGUUGGCUCAAAGAAUGAUGCAUCAAACUAAUUGCAUUAUGUAAUAUUCUUAAUUAGCUACUAAUUAAUUUUAAGAGAGUAAUAUUUAGUACUUGAUUAGUAUCUAGAUGAUCUUAACAGUAAUAAUAAUUAACUCCAUUUCCAAAUUUGUCAUGGUGUUCGAUUAUAUGAACACUAUUUUGUACGCCGAAAUCAAAAUAAAACUGUGACGGUUUAUCUUCUUUUCC